Messenger RNA from Syngnathus acus (greater pipefish), 5003 nucleotides. RefSeq names its product transcription activation suppressor family member 2 (gene tasor2). Gene Ontology annotation, biological process: negative regulation of gene expression, epigenetic. Lineage: Eukaryota; Metazoa; Chordata; Actinopteri; Syngnathiformes; Syngnathidae. The transcript has 16 exons. Gene Ontology annotation, cellular component: nucleoplasm. Bases 598 to 4674 code for a protein of 1358 amino acids. The record is from RefSeq and is a predicted model, not a curated record.
UUUAGUGCCAUGCGGCUGGCUCCAAACAAGUUGGAUACCAAAAGUCGAGCGAGCACUCAUGUCAAGCACUAAACAUUCUCGUACGUAGUCAACAUAUCGGUCGAUGUUCUGGAACGGCUGAGAAGACGAGUGGGAGCGCUCGCGUGAGCGACUCCCACGAUCGGACACCACGUCCGUCCGUCCGUCCGUCCGCUCUCUCUCUCGCUCGAGCUUUCCUUUGACAACUUUCAAAAUGGAUGCGGUGGCUGGCCGCCGGCAACUCGUUUGCUUUCGUUUCGAGUGGACCCGCGUCGCUCUCCGUCACUACAGGAUUUUCUUUUCACCUACGUCGGAUUGACGCGCAAAAAGGGAAUUCAUCCAAGGUUUUGCUGUUGUCGCUGGGCCGUGUUUGUUUUUCUUUUUCUUUUCUUUUCUUUUCUUUUUUUCCUUCCCGUGUGUUACGUGGCCAGGGAUCCUCCUCACUUCCUGGUUUGGAACGAGCCGAUCAACGAUGCGUGUGUCUCUCUCUUUUUGGGUGUUUCUUUUUUUUCUCCCCUUCAUCUCACAGGCGGGCGGUUGCAAAGCGAAAGUAGAUUUGCGUGGUUGGGAGUAGAUUGAAUGGCACAAACUCUUGAAUUUGGGGAGGGUCAUGUUUCAACCAAGAAGCAUUUGUUUUCGAGGACGGACACGAGGACAGCGUUACAGUUGACAAGUUCCGAAAUGGAAAGUGGAACCGAUUCCGCUUCGAGUGUUUUAAUAGCAGUGAGCGAAUAUUCGGACGCUUUUCAACGGAAAAUCUUGGCUCCACUCCAAAGUGCCUUCUUGUUCGAAGAGUCGAAGCUGUCAUUCCGAUACAAAUCGGCUUGGUUGGUUCAAAACCCAGCCUUGAACCAAAAGUACGCCGCCUUUCGAGCCAAGAGAAAACAAGCGGGCUAUUCUGAAGAUGACCUGGAGGAGACUUAUGGCUUUUUGCUCUUUGAUGACGUUCGCAAGGCCAAUGCGCUCGGGCAAACCGGACUACUCACUGGGAUGAGCUCCUGUUCCGCUUUGGGAGACCCCUCAAAAGGCAUUUACAUCUCCAUGUUCUCCGACUGUUUGGGCCCGGAGCGCUGGCGGGACGGACAAUCGGGCUACGUGGCCAUCGUCAGGCUGACUACGGGGCGAGUCAAGAGAGUUUGCGAGAACCGCGCUCGCGAUGUCUUGGCGCCCACGCCCGGCUUUGACUGCCACGUGUCGCAGCAGCUGGCCUCCGUCAGCGCCCAAACCGGCGUCUCGCUCGCCUUCCAGAGAACCCAAUGUUACAUUUACGAGCUGCUCGACGACGGAAGCGACCAAACGGCGCCCAGCCUCACUUGCCCCUUUGCCGUGGUGGCGUUUUCCUAUCAAAAGAGAAGAGCGUCGGCAAUGAAGGAGCCCCAAGCGCCUGGCUUCGUCUCAUGUCAAAUUCCGACAAUUCUGCCCGUACUACGUUUGGCCCGAGGCCAAGUGGAGAAAACAAGCCACGGCCUGUGCGACGUGCUGACGUAUACGCUGACGCCGAGUCCAUCCCCGCUACCUGCCGCUCCCGGUGACGCGGCCACGGCGCAACUCGCCGCUCCGCUGCAUACGGGCCCAAAAGACAGCCCCGCAACGUUGGACGCACACACCGCUCAGGCGCCAACACGUGCGGCAAAUGACCCCAACGCAAGCCACCGUCCCGGAGUGGCAACGUUCCGCCUUGAGAAAAGUCCAGCCGCUCCUGCAACCUUGUCGGAGAAGACGAGUAGUGCAGAAGCCGAAGCGACCGCGGCGCCAAACCGUUGGCAAGCGGGAGCCGAAAGGUUGCCGACUCACGACGUUCCCGCCGAGCUCAUCGUGAGCUUCACCUCGGAGCAAAGCGUGGCCCGCCAGAGUCCAGCAAAGGAGCCUUUGAGGGCUUCCCAUUGCCUGCGGACGGAUGCGCCAGCAAAUGAGCAAAUGAAAAGUCCAAAAGGGCCAUCUGUGGAGACGCACAAAGCGAAAAAUACUUCACGGGCGCGUCGGUCCCAGCCGAAAAAGGCCAGCUCCGAUCCGUUUCCCGCAUGGCCGGCCGACAGGCGCGCCGUGCCGAGCGGCGCCGCUCCCCUGAGAGACAGAUCUGAACGUUGCAACUUGGCAUGGCCAGUCAUCAGCGAAUGCGGAAGAGUCUUGGUUCCUCACGGCUCAACCUUUUCCGCUGGCUCUCGGCUCCCGAGCCCUCCCGUAACUCCGGACGCGGACCGAGCGGCUCCGCAGCUGGCGACGGGAAGUCCAGAGCGCAGCGGUGAAGACGGGCUGGGGCCGCAAGGUGCCGCCGCCGCCGCCGACGAGGAAGACGCACGAGGGAGGAGGAGGACCAUGACAAAACAUCAGCGGGAUUCCCAUCCUGAAGCUCUCGGCGCCGAGACGCAGCUUGGUGGGAAGAAAAGCAGGCUCCAUGCCCAGCGCGUGGCCUCCGUGCCAAACGGCUCGGAGCCCACAUGGCCGCCGCCGCCGCCGCCGCCGGAGGAGACGCCGGGCCGGAAAGGCCAAAUCGUGUCCAGGCCUCCGUCCAUUUACCCAAAGUGGAAGAGAAUGAAAACACUCAGGAAGCAGCUCCACAUCUCACGGGAACACUUUCAAAAGACAUGGUGGAUGCACUUUGAGCGGCCAACCCGCGCCAAAGAAGCGGUCGCGACGCCGAAGCCGGCGACAGACGCCUUGAAUUUACUCGCCGACCUGGCGCUCGGGGCCGACCGCCAGACGCUUCCGUCAGAAGCGGAGCGGCGGCCUCGGAGGAAGAGCCACCAGAGCCAAAACGGCGACCGGGCUCUGGGGCCCAAAGUCCCUCUCGUGGAAGGCGGCGACUUGCUUUCUUUGUUGUCCAAAGAACACGCGUACUCGCUGCCGCUGUGGGCCUUAGCGGGCACGCCCUUCCGGGUGGCCCCCUUAAGCGGUUCCGGCGGAUUGCUUCACAGGCCGCCGCCGCGGCGGGCCUCCUCUGAAGAGCAAAAGGAAAAAGAGCAUUGUAGCGGCAAAUGGAGCCAGGCCUUCCGGCGCCACCGCAGCUUUCUUUGCAAAGACGGAUCCGUGGCAGUGACACGCCAGUGGAAAGAAAAGUACGACUUUAGCCGAGACAGCAGGUUCUCGUGCGAUCCAAAGGACAGAACCGUCCUCCGGGCCUUGCACGGCCCGUGGGAUUCGUCUCUCGGCGAGUCCGGCCGAGACGCGCGGCUGGUCCUUCACAUGUGGAUCGGGUUCUUCUACAGCCGUUCCACCGCCAGAUUGAUUGACUUUGGCUCGGAGCGCAAUGACCACGCUCGUUCUUCUCAAGCGGAGAACACGACGAGCCAGGCGCAGUCUGGGCCGGCGCAUCCGUUUGCGCUUCCACCGGCCGUGCCGGAUGCGUCGCCGCUUUCCACUUCCAGCACCUCGGCGCCCAAUGUCGCAGCAAGUGCCGAGGGGACCCCAUGCAUCCGCCGCGUACCUUUGAGCGCAGCAGCCCAAAAUGACCUCAUUGGUUCUGAAACCAGAAAACUCCCAACGACGGAGGAAGGGCAAGGUGAGAAGGCGGAAGAACCCUUUCCUUCCGGGGACUUUUUUGGCCCCCAGAGUCCGACUGAAAGGACCGAAGCGGAGCUCGUCGAGCUUUUGUCCAGCUCUCCCGGCGGCGCGGCGCGGCGGGCCCCGUGCAGAAGAUCGGUGCUUCGGGUCGGUGAGAUCGGGCCGCCCGAUGCGGCGGCUGCUGCUCACCGAGAGGACAACCUUGCUCAAAGCCUCCUCAUCGGAGAUCCUUCGGAACGUGAAAGAGACGCAGAGACGCUUGGGAAGCAGACGGAAAAAGACUUUCUCCUCGCUUCUCCGAGAAGGACCCUUGAAGAGUCGCCACCACGUAGGUUCGAGGCCAGUGAAAGCGCUCAGUCCGACGCGGCGGAAGGCCCGUCCGACGACCCGCCCCCCCUCGCCGCAUCCUCGCCGUUCAAAGCGGAUGAGGAUCGCUGGCACGUGAAAUCCACCAGCUACAGAUUCUACAUCUUGGCCACGUCAGAAGAUUCCUUCUUUGCCGAAACAAAGGCGAGUUUAGAAGCAGCGGGUCACACGGCGGUCCGGCCGAGCCAGUUCUUCCUCGCCGGAGAGUCUUCGUCUCUCCUCAUCGUGGUCAGGAACGAAGACAUCUCCGCGCACCUCUCGGAGGUUCCCCAUUUACUGGAGCUGAAAAAGUCGCCGGGCGUGCUGUUCGCGGGCAUCGACGAACCGCACGAUCUGGUGAAUCGCACCCAUCAAGAACUCUUUCUCAGCGGAGGCUUUGUGGUGUUUGACGGGCCGGCCCUGGAAGCCCUCAGCCCGGACGCGGCCAGAAGGUUCUCGGAAGUCCUGCGAGAGCUCAACCAAACGGAGAAGUGGAAGUGGUUGCUGCACUACAGAGACAGUCGGCGAUUGAAAGAGAACGCAAGGUUCAGUGCAGAAGCUGCAGAGAAGAAGCUCUUCUUAAGCUGGUCCCAAGAGACGGGACUAUGCGCGCUUUUGCCAUACCACGAAUGCGACGCCAAGUCCAGGGAUCAUCCCGACUACCUUGCUUGCCUGCUGCACUUGCAGCUCCAGAAUAUCGCCGCUCGCUUUCCUGUCUUUCUAACGGAUACAAGGCUCGGUGACGAAUUUGAGAAGAACGGAAUUCUGACGGCGAGCGUCGACUCCUUUCUGACGGCUUUUUCCACGUGACGCCUGUCCUGCCUGACCUCAAGUCUUUGGUGCGCACUUGCACUCGGCAACUCAAUGCAAACAAUAAACCUCAUGACUUAAUUUACUAAAACCGUACUACCUUUAGCCGAGCGAGCAAGUGUGUGCAAAUGUUGCUGUUUGUCUUUCGAAGCUGAUGAGUUGCGCCGUUCGUUGUCUAUGAUUUGAAGAGGAGAUUUAUAUUGAAUGGUUUGUAAAAGAUUUCAAAUAUUUUUGGACCACUUAUGUGGAGGUCUGAUUUCAAUCUAUAUAGGAUGUUUUGACUCCUUUCAAUGAACUCAUGAAAUAAACGAAUUGCAAAACUAGGAGCC